AUGGCUCCGAUGCAUGUUCUCAGGUUCCCUCGUAACGAUGACACGACUGCCUUUGUGCUUUUGCAGGUAACUCCAAAGGGCUCAAAGCCGCUGGACCUCAAAUUGGUAGGGACUGAAGGGGAAGAACCAUACGUUGCUUCAUUGAAACAUGAUAGGGUCAUGUCCUUACGUGUCGACAAUUGUCCCGCAUCAGAGAGCGAAUGGCAACAGAUUCUCGAGAACCUGUUUCACCAGGAACCCCUUCCGGAUAUCCAGGCUACAGCCACAGUGCAAAGUGAAAAGUCUAUAUCAAUAACCCUUCGAAAAGAAAUACGGGGUAUUACUCAACGACUUGGUGCAAUUACUUUAAACCAUGAUUCAGAUGAGGCCAUCGAACUAUUCGAGUGGUGCGGUGCGGCCGUUGAAUCAUCUGCUGCCAGUAAACAAGCUGCGGCCAACCUAUCAGUCAAGUCGUCUGAAGCAGAGUCCGCUGCAACCCAGCUUCAGUCUCAGUUAGAGGAACUCAUCAGGGCGAAGGAUGAGGAUGAGACCGCAUUGCUGAGAAAGUUCAGGGACCUCUUGAACGAAAAGAAGUUGAAGAUCCGGGAGCAACAGCAAUCCUUAGCGGCGUUAGCAGCGAAUCCCAGUUUGGCGGGUCAAUCGCAAUUUUCUCAGGCUGUGGAGGUUGAAAUCGAACAACCGAAGCCAAAGAAGCCAGCCCGCCAAGCUGGCAAGUCCAGGACUGCGAAGAGAAAGGCGCCUGCGACAAAGCGAGUAGAAGAGUCUGAUGACGAUGCUGGCGCUGACGUUAUGGAUGUCGAUAUCAAACAAGAGGCCGAGGAUACAGAUCCUGGGAACACGACCGAAGUGACUGCAUCGGUCGAUAGCGAUAACGGCGAAAGUGAUGCUGAUGCUGGUGUUGGUGUUCACUUGAGUCCCUCUCAACAAGUCUAUGCCCCUGCAUCAACAGCCGCUACUCAAGAAAAGGCUCCUGCGAAAACUGCCGAAGCGCCUCCACCGCCUCGAGCUCUUCCAUUCGCAACAAAAAAGACUGCAAAAACUACUCCUGUCCCUGCCGCUGCUGGCAGCGAGACUGAGUCGGACGAUGAGCUUUGA
Fusarium coffeatum is the source of this 1095-nucleotide messenger RNA. RefSeq lists its product as uncharacterized. Gene Ontology annotation, molecular function: DNA binding. NCBI's taxonomy places the organism in Eukaryota, Fungi, Ascomycota, Sordariomycetes, Hypocreales, Nectriaceae. Gene Ontology annotation, biological process: double-strand break repair; DNA recombination. The record is from RefSeq and is a predicted model, not a curated record. The coding region runs from base 1 to 1095 and encodes 364 amino acids. The transcript has 3 exons. Gene Ontology annotation, cellular component: nucleus.